AUGGCAAGUAAUGAUCUCUCUUUGAUUGCUCCACAAAUCUUCACUGGUGAAAAUUAUCAAAUUUGGGCAGAGAAAAUGAAAUCCUAUCUUGAAGCAUAUGAUCUUUGGGAAGUUGUAAUAGAAGAAAAAUCCAUACAAGAACACCCUGAAAAUUCUACUCCUGCCGAAAUCAAAACUCAUUCAGAAGAGAAAAUCAAAAAAUGCAAAGCCAAAAUUGUAAUUCAAAAUUCAGUUGCAGAUUCUAUAUUCUCUAAAAUCAUUGCAUGUAAGACAUCAAAAAAAGCUUGGCAAAAACUCGAAAAGGAGUAUCAAGGAAGUGAACGAGGAAGAAAAAAUCAAAUCUUGAAUUUGAAAAGGGAUUUUCAAUCUCUUAGAAUGGAAGACGGUGAGACCAUCAGUAACUAUUCAGAUAGGAUCUCUUUGAUUGUCAACAGAAUCAAAUUACCUAGCGAGGAUUUUAAAGAUAAUAGAAUAGUUGAAAAAAUUCUUGUGACUAUUCCAGAGAGAUUUGAGUCCAAAAUUUCUGCUCUAGAAGAGUCUAAGGAUCUCUCUUGCAACAUUAAUAAGUGUUCUUUAAGCACAAGAGCAAAGAAGACCUUUCAGAUAGGAUAA
Lycium barbarum (goji berry) is the source of this 612-nucleotide messenger RNA. RefSeq lists its product as uncharacterized. The coding region runs from base 1 to 612 and encodes 203 amino acids. The record is from RefSeq and is a predicted model, not a curated record. The transcript has a single exon. NCBI's taxonomy places the organism in Eukaryota, Viridiplantae, Streptophyta, Magnoliopsida, Solanales, Solanaceae.